Molecule: messenger RNA, 220 nt
Organism: Racocetra persica
Lineage: Eukaryota; Fungi; Glomeromycota; Glomeromycetes; Diversisporales; Gigasporaceae
Source: the annotation of a GenBank genome assembly
AAUAAUACAGUAGCAGAAAGCAGUAAUACGGAAACAAAUAAGGACGAAAAAAUAAAACAAUUAGAACAAAGAAUUGUGGAGUUAGAGCAAGAAAAUAAGGGCAAAAAAGAAGCGGAAGACAAAGAAGAAAAGCACUUCGAGCCCAAAACUUUGCAAGAAUUAUUGGAUAAGGAAUAUCCGACUAAGGAAGAUAAGGAGAAAGUAGAAGACAUUGGAUACU